Molecule: messenger RNA, 5168 nt
Organism: Podospora pseudocomata
Lineage: Eukaryota; Fungi; Ascomycota; Sordariomycetes; Sordariales; Podosporaceae
Exons: 4
Coding region: 924-5168 (1414 amino acids)
Source: RefSeq, a predicted model, not a curated record
AAAGGAUUUGAAGCGAAAUGCUUUCAGGGUCUUGUCAGAACGGCACUGAAAAUCCCGACGGUGAUAAUGCCAGCGCUGCACAGAUGCCCCAGAAAUAAAUAAGCGCUAGCAUUUAGGCACUGACAACAAGCAUUCCCCUGGUGUUUCCUUUGCUUGGCAAGCCACCAAGCCUUCCUGACAUCGUUUAAUUUGUGGGUCUCAUCCGGGCAAUUUUUAGAACAUGCCUUCUUCGCCGACGACAACCGACUCAUCUUGAACUCGAAGAACAGCGAAACGGUGAGAUGAACUCUGUCUUUCCAUGAGCUCCUUGUUACUGGUCCGUAUCCACCGUUGCUGUUCCGAAGAACAAGCAAAUUGCUUGGUUACUGAGGCGACCCAACACCGAGCCUUUGACGAGAUCUCUACUUUCUGAGUCGGCAAUUCCAGACAGCUCCUGCAACGCUCAGCGAUGGGAUGACAGAUACACAGCACGAAAGACAUGGAACUCAGCUGGCGCAUGAUACAGCAGCUGGUUGCCGAGUCGUUGAAAUAUCCGCCGUCGAGUUCAAGCUUAUAAGAUGCAGAACUGGAGGAUAGGGUAACAAUAAACCAAGGGCGUGUGGCCCAGUGGUAAGACAUCUCAGUCGCAAAAAGUUCGUUGCCUCGAAGCUGUUACAAGACAGGUGAAAGGGUUCCAAUGCUCAAGUAUGCUCCAUGAGAAGAUCCCAGGUUCGAAUCCUGGUACGUCCAGUAAUUUUUGCGUUUAUUUGUUUUUUUUUUUGCUCGAAAGCUUCGUCAGCUGUUUGCCGGGGUAGAUGACAGCUGGUUGUCUGUUGGGAAACAACAGGCCUUGGUAGGCAAGGUGGGUGUUCCCGUCAUGACAUGGGAAGUCGGCUGUUAACAGUAAUUGCCACGGUACCCUCAAUCCAGUCUGGCCACACGAGAUGCCGGUGAAACGGCGCGGAAGAGGGCAUCUCAUGACGGCCAGCCCGCCUACCAGAUCAAAGACCACGGAUCACCAUGAACCAUCUGCAACAACUUGCCUGGAUGUCCCACGUCAUCUUUCCCACGUGGGAAGUCUAGACAUACUCCUUCUACCGGAGAACCUUUCGGAUGCCGACGAGGCUUCGGUUGCAACAUGUGAAUUGGAGAUCACUGAGGCUCGAUCGAUAUCAAGUAGUGAUGACGAGACCCAACACGUCAAGACAGCUAACAUUUUCCUCGAGGGGACAGUGACCGGGAACAGCCUCACGCAUACCCCAGAUAUAGAACUGCAAGUCAAUCUUACAGGGUCGGAGAACGAUAACGGCUGUGAGAGCAUUGAGGCCUGUUCUCCAGUGCAAGUGUGUGAAGAAGAUAUUGAGCUACAGGAUUUCACAGGGCCACAUAGCGGAACCGGGAGCACAGAUCACCUUACUGCACCCCCAGAUCUACCAGCGCCUGCAAUCUCUCCCCUUGAUGCGCAGCAUCAGAGCCCUUCUGCCUCUAGUCCUGAUGGCCAGUCACAACCCGAGAGAUCUCUCCCCAACUACAAGCCAAUCGCUUUGACAUGGCCAUUCCAGGUCUUCCUCCUGGCCAUUGUUAUUGGCAUGUUUGCGUUUCUGGAAUAUCAAAUCCACGACCUACCACCCCUCCGCUACAAGGCUCUUCAAAUGGGUCAGCAAGAAAUUGCUGACUCAAGAGAUGCCCUGCUCACCACAAGCACGGUUGUCUUCUCCUCACUCAAUACACUGUCUAUCGAAGCCAAACCACUUCCUCGAAGCCCACUGGUGGCACCUACUCCCGCCACUCUAGUCAGACUGGAGCCAACUGUCGACGCCCGUGACAGUCCUGAGCCAACCCCGAAACUAAGGAUAAUGGUCCCGAGACCUCACAAGACCCUUUAUCCUUCCCCUCAGCCGCCCGUGACUGCGUUCUGUGGCUGGGGUCGUCCGUAUUGGAACAUGUCCGAGUAUCAAUACUACAACCUUUGGGACACCGUCGUUCUCUCCCAGUGGUAUGUAGCCCUGGAAGAAUUGAUCCCAGUGUUCACCACCACGGACCCUUCUUGGUGUCCAUGCACGGUGAGUGCUGGGUACGAAGGAAACUGGCCCUGGGGCUGGCCCGACUGGCCAAUGUGGGACACCCACGACGAAGGCUGCAAGUCGGUGAUGAAUGCUAUUUGCUCGUUCAACUAUUACAAAGUCCACACUUGGAGUCCAAAAGGGCCGUCAGGGUAUCAAUUUCGGACCGAUCUGGCCCUGGUCUCCAGCAGAAAGGAGAGAGGCAUGUAUGGAAUUCCCCUUUCGCACCGCGCCUUGGAUCCUAUGACAACUCCGCCGUCAUCACAUAGCGCCUUCUGGGGGUAUCCCCUCACCGAUUCGGACAGCAACAUCAUGUUUCCGCUAGAAGUACGGACAGCAAGGCUCGAGCAGCAGGACGUAUUCGGCAAUAAGGUGGGAGGGGAUGAGAUUGCGUCUUUUCCAGUGAACUACCGCUGGAUGGCCAACACGCUGCUAAGCACUGAAAUUUCACAUGGGGUCACCCCAUGCAGCACGGAUAUGAUGGAGGUUUGGUGGUAUCAGGAUCCUCUGGGGACUUGUACGGGGUCACCGUCAAGUUACGCGACUGUCUGGUGGACCCUCCCGUUUGGCAAGCCAGUCACCUCCGACAUAUCAGAGACGCAAUCGCACACUGCCAUCCCGGUCUAUUCCAGCCUGGGUAUAGACACCUCAAACAAUAUACAAACCCACAGCAACGAGCCCAAGCCCUCUGGAGCCAUCACAGAGCAGGAAGAGCCCUCGAAAAUAACCCUCAACGUCAUGACCACUACUGAGACUGUGACACCAUCUCCAGGGCCCACGAGCGGUCGUGGUCCUGAUGCAAAGCCGAUAUCGAGGACAGAAAACACCGAAAACACCGAAAACAAAUCAACGCAGUCCGCGUCAUCAGAAACGGAGAUUCAGGGGCCAGUCACUAUCUCUUCAACAAAGGGUGAAGUCACAUCUACCGGUAGUGUAACUCCAGCGCGAUUCGAUUCAACGCCACUUGCUCCUCACUCUGAGACAACUGCCUCGGUCAGUAGCGGUUACUCCUUAUCCAUUCCCCAAUUAUUCUUCACCGCCAGCAGUCUACAAGGCGAACAGGGCCAUUCUAGUGGAACGAACUUGUCUCCUCUGGUCUUUGUAAGCAACGCCGCGUCUGAACCAGAUAACUCCCUAUCCAAGUUGCCAAUGACCAUUCUCACAAAGUACGGAGAUAUUCUCCAUCAUGACGAAGUUAGCGCCACGAUUGUUCGAGCCAGCAGCGUUACCUUUGACUCUGCUCUGGAGACCACACCUAUGGUCUCAGCUGAAACUAGCAUUUCUCAGAUUCCAAAACAAGAUUCCAGGACAGCGUUUGACCUCGACAUUGUCUCGGUUUCGUCCGCGAUCUCAGCCAAAGAUCCUACCGCACACCCCUUAAGUCAUUUACUAUUGAUCCAGGAAGAGCAUACCACUAAGAAGGAGAUCAACAACACCAAUGAACCUAUCACACUAAACACCACCUCGCAAGAAGCCUCAACGCUCACCUCUGAUGCCUCUUCAACCAGCACCGACACCUCUCAACCACCUCCCAUUCCACCAAACCCACCUAUAGGCCCAAUUCCCCCAGAAGUCCGAGGAAACUUCUUCAACCUCCGCUCAGAAACCGACUACCUCAUGGCCUCCCUCAUUCCAGUCCUUCUGGCAACACUCCUGGGCAUCCCCGUCCAGAUCGCAGUCAGUUCCCUCAAUUCAAUGCUUCCCUUCAGGGCACUAGGUCAUGAAGCCGGAACACUGCCAGAAGACUCCCUCCAUUUGCCCUCCAAUAGCUGGCUAGCACCAUGGAUAGCAUGCAGAUUCCUGCACCGAUUCAAAGAUCCCCUCCCAUUUCUCAACGUGCUCCUUGGACUCCUAUCCACCAUUCUUAUCCCUCUAUCGGCCGAGACAAUCCGUCUGGAAUUCACCUCGAUCAACUGCAAGGUCUUCAGUCGGGUAUGUGCCUUUGGGUUGAGAAAGGCUGGAAUUCCCAUGCGAGCCGUGGAGGGUGUGUUGGUGGCUAUUGCUGUGCUUGUUAUCGCGAUCGGGGUUCUGCUCUCACGGUGGAAGAGUCGGGUUGCUACAGAGCCGUGGAGUAUUGCUUCCAUGGCUGGACUAUUGUCCGAUGCUGAAGUGAGGGGGUUGGUGCGGUCGUUGCCCGGGUGUACUGAAGGGGGAUAUCUAAGGGAUGAUCAGAUUGCCAGUGUUUUGACAGGGAGGCGGUACCGUUUGGGGUUCCUGGGAGAUGAUGAUUCAGAAUAUGGGAUUGUAGUCUAUCCGGCGAUAGAGGACGACUCACCGAUACAACCCACGGCAAAAGAACCCCCAACCCGCACACCUGUCUCUUCCACACCAAAGAAGAGAUUCUGGCACAUGAAACCAACCACAAAAGAGUUUCUCGCCCGGGCAACGACUCUACUCUUCGUCAUCGGCCUCCUGAUCCUCAUCCUCUAUUACGAAAACACCAUCCUCGACACACCCUUCGAACGGUUCAUGGACAGCCAAUCCUUCGGUGUCCGGAUUCUGUUCACCUCCUUCGGCACCAUUGUCAGCGGAUGCUGGGAUUACUUCUUCUCUCAAGUAUCCCACUCCUGCAUCCACCACCGCCUCUCCACCGCCCCCCAACUAGCCCGGACCUCCAUCCUCCUGUCCCCUCCUUCCAACAUCUUCACUGGUCUCUGGCAGUUCGCCCGCUCAAGAGAUGUCCUCUUCUUCAACAUCGCCUUUGCCGCCCUGCUGGCAAAGUUCACACCGAUUUUGUUCUCCAGCAUCCCGUUUCGGAAUACCGUUACCUGGAAGAUGCAUGAGGCGUGUACGUGGUUGGCUGUUGCAGUACUAAGCUAUAUGGUGAUUGUGCUUGUGGUGAUGGUGUAUCUUCGGUGGAAGCAGCCGCGGUGUUAUUUGCCGGUGAAGACCGAUACGAUGGUCGGGUGUAUGUACUACCUCGCCGAGUCUGAGAUGUUGAGUGAUUUUGAGGGGAUGGGAGUGUUGGGGAGGAAGGAGAGGGAUCGGUUGGUGAGUGAGAUGGGGAGGUUGUAUGAUUUGGGAGCAGUUAAGAGGGCGGGCGAGGUGGUAAGAGGUGAGGGUGGGAGGCUGGUUGUUGACUACUUUGUCGCUAAUUCUGGGGUUGAACGAAAGGGAGCGAGUUAG